Molecule: messenger RNA, 3068 nt
Organism: Corvus hawaiiensis (hawaiian crow)
Lineage: Eukaryota; Metazoa; Chordata; Aves; Passeriformes; Corvidae
Gene: SOX5
Product: SRY-box transcription factor 5
Exons: 18
Coding region: 529-2862 (777 amino acids)
Biological process (GO): cell fate commitment; positive regulation of chondrocyte differentiation; regulation of transcription by RNA polymerase II
Cellular component (GO): nucleus
Molecular function (GO): DNA-binding transcription factor activity, RNA polymerase II-specific; RNA polymerase II cis-regulatory region sequence-specific DNA binding
Source: RefSeq, a predicted model, not a curated record
CUCCCUCUCCCUCUCCUUUUUUUUUUUUUUCCCCUUUUGUUAUUUGCACUCGCAUUGUGUUGUUUGUCUCUGAAGCCGCCUCAUGACCAGCCAAGGGAUUUCACCUCGUCCUUGAGAGACAGAAAGCGAGAAGGGGGAAGGGGUGGGAAGAAGGGGGGAGAGAAAGGAAGAGCUCACCAAACACCCAUCUCCCGGUCCCUCCCCGCACCUCUGGCUCUCCCCACCCCGCCAGUGUCUCACUUAGCACCCCGCGCCCGGAGGAGACAUGACAGACAGCGGCCUUUCUCUUGCUGAUGACCGGGUUCCUGUUUGAUCCUGUUUACAAGCUUUCGAAGAUUGAAAAUAACCCCAACUCCUCUGCAUCGGCUAAUUCAGAGGCAGCAGUUGUGUGAGCAGCCCCUUGGCAAGAGGACCAAGUGUAGUUUGUGACAGAACUGAAUGGAGAUGAUCCCAAGCUGAAAGUCAAAACAGGAUCUUCCUUUAAGUUCACUGAGUGACCUGCAAUUUUAUUCCAGCACCUAACACAGGAUGUCUUCCAAGCGACCAGCCUCUCCGUAUGGGGAAGCAGAUGGAGAGGUAGCCAUGGUGACAAGCAGACAGAAAGUGGGAGAAGAGGAGAGUGACGGGCUCCCAGCCUUUCACCUUCCCUUGCAUGUGAGUUUUCCCAACAAGCCUCACUCUGAGGAAUUUCAGCCAGUUUCUCUGCUGACGCAAGAGAACUGUGGCCAUAGGACUCCCACUUCUCAGCACAACACAAUGGAAGUUGAUGGCAAUAAAGUGAUGUCUUCAUUUGCCCCGCACAACUCAUCUACCUCACCCUUGAAGGCAGAAGAAGGUGGGCGUCAGAGUGGAGAGUCCUUGUCCAGCACAGCCCUGGGAACCCCAGAGAGGCGCAAGGGGAGCCUCGCGGAUGUCGUGGACACCCUGAAGCAAAGGAAAAUGGAAGAGCUCAUCAAAAACGAGCCAGAAGAACAAUUAGACAAGAGAAUGAAACAGAAGCCUCUCCACUUGCCAAAAGAAUUAUUACAUUCCUCUCUUCUGUUCAGAGAAACUCCCAGUAUUGAAAAGCUACUAUCAAAGGACUGGAAAGACAAGCUUCUUGCCAUGGGAUCAGGGAACUUUGGAGAAAUAAAAGGGACUCCAGAAAGCCUCGCUGAGAAAGAAAGGCAGCUCAUGGGUAUGAUCAAUCAGCUGACCAGUUUGAGGGAACAGCUGCUAGCAGCUCACGAUGAACAGAAGAAGCUGGCUGCAUCUCAGAUCGAGAAACAACGCCAGCAAAUGGAGCUGGCUAAGCAGCAACAAGAACAGAUUGCAAGACAACAGCAGCAGCUUCUGCAGCAGCAACACAAAAUUAACCUUCUUCAGCAACAGAUCCAGCAGGUCCAGGGUCAGCUGCCUCCAUUAAUGAUUCCCGUAUUCCCUCCAGACCAACGAACCCUAGCAGCAGCUGCGCAGCAAGGAUUCCUUCUUCCUCCUGGUUUCAGCUACAAGGCGGGAUGCAGUGACCCCUACCCCGUUCAGCUGAUCCCAACUACCAUGGCAGCUGCUGCCGCAGCAACACCGGGCUUAGGCCCACUCCAACUGCAGCAGUUGUAUGCUGCCCAACUUGCUGCGAUGCAAGUGUCUCCGGGAGGCAAGAUUCCUGGCAUUCCCCAGGGGAACCUUGGUGCUGCCGUGUCCCCUACCAGCAUCCACACAGACAAGAGCACAAACAGCCCUCCACCCAAAAGCAAGGAUGAAGUGGCCCAGCCUCUGAACCUUUCAGCCAAACCCAAGACAUCUGAUGGCAAAUCUCCCACAUCACCCACCUCUCCUCACAUGCCAGCUCUGAGAAUAAACAGUGGGGCCAGUUCACUAAAGUCCUCCGUGCCAGCAACAUUAGCGAGUCCUUCGGCCAGAGCCAACACAAUAGGUUAUUUAAAUGACCACGAUGCUGUUACCAAGGCAAUCCAGGAGGCCCGACAGAUGAAGGAGCAACUUCGGAGGGAGCAGCAGGUGCUGGAUGGGAAGGUGGCCGUGGUGAACAGCCUGGGUCUCAAUAACUGCAGGACAGAAAAAGACAAAACGACACUGGAGACCCUGACUCAGCAGCUGGCAGUAAAACAGAGUGAAGAUGGGAAGUUCAGCCACACAAUGAUGGAUUUCAACAUGAGUGGAGAUUCUGACGGAAGCGCAGGAGUUUCAGAGUCUCGGAUUUACCGGGAAUCCCGAGGGCGUGGCAGCAAUGAGCCUCACAUCAAGCGCCCAAUGAAUGCAUUCAUGGUGUGGGCUAAGGAUGAACGGAGGAAGAUCCUUCAAGCUUUCCCUGACAUGCACAACUCCAACAUCAGCAAGAUACUAGGAUCUCGCUGGAAAGCUAUGACAAACCUAGAGAAGCAGCCAUACUAUGAGGAGCAGGCCCGGCUCAGCAAACAGCACCUGGAGAAAUACCCAGACUACAAAUACAAGCCCAGGCCGAAGCGUACCUGCCUUGUAGAUGGCAAAAAACUACGCAUUGGCGAGUACAAGGCCAUCAUGCGCAACAGACGCCAGGAGAUGAGGCAGUACUUUAAUGUUGGGCAACAAGCACAGAUCCCCAUUGCCACCGCGGGUGUAGUGUACCCAGGAGCCAUUGCCAUGGCGGGAAUGCCUUCCCCACACCUGCCCUCGGAGCACUCGAGCGUGUCCAGCAGCCCAGAGCCUGGCAUGCCCGUCAUCCAGAGCACUUAUGGAAUCAAGGGCGAGGAGCCACACAUCAAGGAGGAGAUGCAGCCUGAUGACGUCAACGGAGAGAUCUACGAUGAGUACGAUGAGGAGGAGGACGACCCCGAUGCGGACUAUGGCAGUGACAGUGAAAACCACAUUGCGGGGCAAGCCAACUGAUUGGGGUCCCAAUGUCUCAUGACCUGCAGGACUUCAAGGAGAAAAGAAAAAAAUAAAGCCCCAUCUGGUUUACCCUUGCCAGUGGCCAAGCACAUUAACUUUCUCAUACACUGACUGUUACUUUAACUGUUAGUCUUAACUAGUUGGGACAUCAGCUGACUAAUAGACAUCAGCCUGCAUCAGAAGAAAAAAGGCUCAGAAGAAAG